AUGAACCCGUUUCUGGAUCUACUCCUGGUUCUGGCUACGCUCAUCUACUCCUACCUGGAGGCUUUUGUGAAGCUUUUUGUCCCUGCCAGGAGAAAGUCUGUCAGCGGAGAGCUUGUUCUCAUCACGGGUGCUGGCCAUGGCGUGGGGAGAGCGACUGCCUUCGAGUUUGCCAAGCGUCGAAGCAGGCUGGUUCUGUGGGACAUCAAUAAGCACGGCGUUGAGGACACGGCAGCAGAAUGCGAAAGGCUGGGAGCCACUGUUCAAGCCUUUGUGGUGGACUGCAGCAAAAGGGAGGAAAUCUACAGCGCUGCAGAGAAGGUGAAAAGGGACAUUGGGGAUGUCUCCAUCCUGGUGAAUAACGCCGGUGUGAUUACAGCUGCCGACCUGCUCUCGACUCAGGACCACCAGAUUGAAAGGAUGUUUGAAGUCAACAUUCUUGCUCACAUGUGG
Cariama cristata (Red-legged seriema) is the source of this 450-nucleotide messenger RNA. RefSeq names its product estradiol 17-beta-dehydrogenase 11-like. The record is from RefSeq and is a predicted model, not a curated record. The annotation marks the transcript as partial. Lineage: Eukaryota; Metazoa; Chordata; Aves; Cariamiformes; Cariamidae. Gene Ontology annotation, molecular function: oxidoreductase activity, acting on the CH-OH group of donors, NAD or NADP as acceptor. Gene Ontology annotation, cellular component: lipid droplet. The transcript is spliced from 3 exons.